AUGGAGUUUGAGGAUUGCGGAGAGCCAUAUUCCAAUAGAUUUGAUCUGAAAUCUGCCUUUCUUGGGGAACUACCUGGGGAUGAGCCACUUCUGAAGGAGCUGGGAAUAGAUUUCAACACAAUAAGAAAAGAAAGCCGCUUAGUCUUUGGGGUCUUUCAAAAAAAACAAGUUGACUUCUCGUUUGUUAAGAAUGCAGAUCUUUCAGGUCCGGUUGUCUUUGUAGGAUUAUAUACUCUUGGGCUCAUCCUAAACUAUAAGAUCCAUUUUGGAUACAUAUAUUUCAUUUCUCUGCUGACGGCCUUGUCGAUGUACUUCCUGCUAAAUGUCCUGGACACAAAGCACAUAGGAUUUCUUGAGUGCUGCAGUAUCCUUGGAUACUCGUUUCCCCCUGUGGUUUUCUUCUCGUUCCUGAACAUCCUGUUGGGAGGAAUUGGAAUAGGGUUCAAGGUGUUCUACGGCCUUGCAUUUGCUCUUUGGUCGAGUUACACAGCAUCGGUAGUGUUCUGCAGAUAUCUUUCCCUUACCAACAAGCAUGUGGUUGUUGGAUAUCCUCUGUUGCUAGGAUAUACAGGGUUUGUAAUGGUUGUUCUAUUCUGA
Molecule: messenger RNA, 597 nt
Organism: Encephalitozoon intestinalis ATCC 50506
Lineage: Eukaryota; Fungi; Microsporidia; Unikaryonidae
Product: Rab GTPase interacting factor Golgi membrane protein
Exons: 1
Coding region: 1-597 (198 amino acids)
Biological process (GO): endoplasmic reticulum to Golgi vesicle-mediated transport; vesicle fusion with Golgi apparatus
Cellular component (GO): trans-Golgi network
Source: RefSeq, a predicted model, not a curated record